AUGCACAGUGCGCAUAUGCGUGUGCCUGCAUGGUGUACGUGUGCGUGCGCGCGGCGUGCGUGCGCGCGCCUGGUGUACGUGUGCGUGCGGUGUGCGUGUGCGUGCCUGGUGUACGUGUUGUGCGUGCCUGGUGUACGUGGCGUGCGCGCUGUGCGACUGCCGCGAGGCCGCGAGGCCGCGCGAAGGACUGGGACGGGCGAGAGUGGCCGCAGGGCAGGGCCGCGCGCAGAGCCGCGAGUGGACCGGGAGCCGCGUGGGUGCACCGCGGGCUGCCUCCCUGUCCGUGUCGUUUGCUCGCCGGCCUCUCGGCUUGCGGCGCCAGUUGUGCGCCCACCGCCCCCCAAGUCCCCCACUCUGAAGCCCUUGCGCCGAGACAACAUCCCGCAGAUGGUGUGGCUCAAGCAGACGCCGGUUUCCCCCAGACCUGGCCGCGUCCCCCCACCCGCGGGAGUUGGUUCACCUCAGCCCCCCCCGAAGGCCUGUGAGAACGUCCGCAUUUGGGGUCGUUCAGCCCACCGCGACGUGGAAAGGCAGGAGCGGGACAGGGCCGCUGCUGGAGGAGAGAAGGAGCGCAGCGGGCCGGGUCUCAAGUCAGAGACCCGCAACAGGCAGCGAGGCCCUGAGGGGGCGGCUGCGGGCUCCCCGGGGGAGACCCUGGGGGGGAGGGGACGUCCUGGCCGUCGUGGGGACACGUCUGCAGUAAAGGAGGCCGAGCUUCCACAGGGCCGGCUCCUGGGAGGACCCCAAACCCACAGUUUCCUGGAGUACCUAGGCCAGAAGGUGGGCCUCAUGGGGGGAAUCCUGAUGCCAGGAGGCGGCAGACCAAAGCCAGGGUUCGAGGAGAGCGCCGUUCUGAGCUGGGAGUUCGCAUUCACCGAGUGGCCUUUUGUGUGGCUCAAGGCGUCUGUGCCCGUGCGAGGCCUGCAGGUCUCUGCGCCGCCGUCCAUCAGGGUGGGCACUUCGGCCUGGCUGGAAGCCGCCGGCAGGGGCCCUGCCAUCCCCGCAGGUGUGAGCUGUGUCUCGGGGUCCGGGGCCGCCAGGAGGGCCGCAGUCAAGGUGGGGUCCGCGUGGGAGCUGCGGGUCUCAGCCGAGGCCCUGAUGGAAAUGGAAUGCGGACUCUCGGGCCCCACGGUGGACGCUCUGAGUCAGUCUCCGCGCCGGGGCUCUGAUGGAGAGAGCCUCCCGGAGGCGCUGCUUGAGACCCGAGCUGACUCCUGUAAUAAGAGGGGGUUCUGGACCCGGGAAACACGGGAGCGGGACUGGAGGGGUGCAGGUGCCCACGGCUGA
This is a messenger RNA of Rangifer tarandus platyrhynchus (Svalbard reindeer), 1287 nucleotides long. The record is from the annotation of a GenBank genome assembly. NCBI's taxonomy places the organism in Eukaryota, Metazoa, Chordata, Mammalia, Artiodactyla, Cervidae.